UCGGAGGGGGCGGAGCUCUGACAGACCACAACUAUUUCUCCUGCUAAAUCCUGUGUGUUCGGAGUCUGCAUGCAGUCUUUUGCUACAUCGGAGUUGUCCGUCUUUUUCCUCAACAUUUCUCCGUCCAGGAAUACUAAAAGCGAUGCUUCACCGUGACCGACCGCAUACAGAGGCAGAGGACGACCAGCGGUGACAGCUUUGCAUCCCAUUCACUCUCUUCCCAGGAGUAUAACAAGAUUGUUUUUUUCUCCUCUUCUUUCGGCUUUGGAAGAAGACGCUGUGUUUGCGGUCCUCCUGUAAAUGUCGGACCGCUUCUAAAAUAACACAAACUUUCUGUCUCCAUGCUGGAGAGGAAACAUUUCGGCGUGGGUUUCGGUACUUUUUUCCCCAGAACGGAUUGUGAGCUGUCGUGUUUCAGAACGGGAAUGAGUCGCUUUUCGCCGUAGCUCCAUGUAAAUCUUUUUUUGUUUGUUGCCGUCCAGCGCUUCGCCCAGCGGACUCUCCGCCGCUACUGGAAUAUACGAGGACGUUUGCGCAGUCAUUUGCUGUAAAUGGAGCGCCAGUCCAGUUUCAUUUCCAUUUGGCUACAACUGGAGCUCUGUGCCAUGGCUGUUCUUCUCACUAAAGGAGAAAUAAGGUGUUACUGCGACGCGCCGCACUGCGUGGCCACCGGCUACAUGUGCAAGUCGGAGCUAAACGCCUGCUUCACUAAGGUCUUGGACCCGCUCAACGUCAACUCCCCCCUCACCCAUGGGUGUCUAGACCCCAUCGCCAACGCGGCAGACAUCUGCAUCAGCGGCACAUCCGGGGCGGCGGACGUCCUGAGCGGGGCCUCGGCGUUGGAGUGUUGCCACGACGACAUGUGCAACUACAGAGGCCUUCACGACCUGGCACACACCAGGGACUCGACAGAUCACAGCCGGUACCAGCCGGACAGCGGCAACAGGAACCUGGUGACCCGGGUCCAAGAGCUGGCUUCAGCCAAGGAGGUGUGGUUCCGGGCGGCGGUGAUCGCCGUGCCCAUUGCGGGAGGCCUCAUCCUGGUGCUGCUGAUCAUGCUGGCGCUGCGGAUGCUGCGCAGCGAGAACAAGCGGCUGCAGGACCAGCGGCAGCAGAUGCUGUCACGGCUUCACUACAGCUUCCAUGGCCACCACACCAAGAAGGGCCACGUGGCCAAACUGGACCUGGAGUGCAUGGUGCCCGUCACAGGCCAUGAGAACUGCUGCCUGACCUGCGAUAAGAUGAGGCAGGCCGACCUGGGCAACGACAAGAUCUUGUCCCUGGUGCACUGGGGGAUGUACAGCGGCCACGGCAAGCUGGAGUUUGUAUGACUCCAGCCGGGAGCUACAGGACUGUCAGGACUGACUCUCAGUGUUGGCUUCUGCUUUUUUCUUUAAAAGACAUUCCCAUGUUUUGGUUUCGUCCAGUGGACUUUUUGGGUUGUUGGUUCUUUUCAACCAGUGGCAAAAUACACAAGACUGAUCGGCCAUGUGUUUUUUUGCUAGAGGAGCACUUUACUUGAAAAAUGAAAGGCAAAGCAACGAGGAGCUGUAUUUAAAAGUGGAGAAGGGCAGAACUGAGGUGGAUGCAAAAGCUCCGUCACUGCUCCGGAGGAUCCUGGACUUUCACACUGAGCGCUGAAGGAUUCCAAAUCUGUCUUAUUUGCACAUUUGUAAAGAAAAAAAAAAAAAACAAGUCGUUGCUUAAAACAUGAAUUUUACACUGACGCCAGGGUACAAAAAAAAAAGAACUUGUUUGAGGUGUAAAAAAACAAAAGAAAGUGUUUGACUGUAGGUGCGCACACUCCUCCUGUGUACGUUUUCAUGAUUCAAGCUUAUUGUAAAGAUUUUAAAUAUAUAUAUAUAUAUAUUUUUGUCUGAUAAAACUGACCGGUGUGCGUCUUGUUCUGGGUGAAUGUUCAACAUCUCUCUCUGUGAUCAGACUAUAAGCUUGAUUGUGAGCGUGAAAGAAAAAAACUUUCAUUAA
Molecule: messenger RNA, 1986 nt
Organism: Anoplopoma fimbria (sablefish)
Lineage: Eukaryota; Metazoa; Chordata; Actinopteri; Perciformes; Anoplopomatidae
Gene: bambia
Product: BMP and activin membrane-bound inhibitor (Xenopus laevis) homolog a
Exons: 3
Coding region: 552-1331 (259 amino acids)
Biological process (GO): positive regulation of canonical Wnt signaling pathway; negative regulation of transforming growth factor beta receptor signaling pathway; transforming growth factor beta receptor signaling pathway
Molecular function (GO): frizzled binding
Source: RefSeq, a predicted model, not a curated record